Solea senegalensis (Senegalese sole) is the source of this 5522-nucleotide messenger RNA. It is a transcript of the gene wdr37, whose product is annotated as WD repeat domain 37. Gene Ontology annotation, cellular component: preribosome, large subunit precursor. Bases 1318 to 2814 code for a protein of 498 amino acids. NCBI's taxonomy places the organism in Eukaryota, Metazoa, Chordata, Actinopteri, Pleuronectiformes, Soleidae. The transcript is spliced from 13 exons. The record is from RefSeq and is a predicted model, not a curated record. Gene Ontology annotation, molecular function: protein binding.
CCCAUUGGCUUAAAACAGGCAAAAGCAAACCACGUGACAUAAUAUAAAAAUACAUUCACAUAGAUUCAUAUGUCUGAAAAUUUCGAUUAAAAUGUGUUGACAAACUGAAGUCACGCGUUGACUACGUGUUUGUCAAUACAAUGCUUACUCAUAUAUAGCUAAAGAACGUUCCUCCACUCAUUACCUUCUCUGUUCGGUGCCGUUUAUUAGUCGCCACAGUGACGGUGCUAUGUGGCGGCUAGCCGUGCUAGCAUGGAGCUAACCCCGUUCCCACACCACCUCAGUGCUGGACGAGGGUAAAGGCAGAGAGGCAGUGACAGGCUGCGGUGAGUGUCGGUACGUGUCCGUGCAGGAAAACUGCUGGGUGACAGAUUAUGAAAACAAGUGGUGGUCAGAGUAAUUUGUCCUACUUAGUUGCUUGGUUAAUUAUUGGGCACAAUGUGCAGUAAAUACAUGUAUGUCGUGGCGCAUGUCAUAGUUCCUCAUUUUCAACAUUUCGCUUGUUACUAUAUCAGCAACCGCUGUCCAGAUGAUAUUACAUUUACUGCAAUGCUAGGUUUCCACAUUAAUUAUAUUUUCGUGCAGUGGCCAAUAAAGCGUUGUCAUUUUAGCAAGUCAGGACCACGCGCCAGACAUCAAAACCUGCCAAAUCCAUGUGAAUAUAAGGUUGUUUGUGGAAAAACACAUUACAGGACCUGAGGCCUGCCACGCUUCAGCUGUUGAUGUUGAAUUCGGAUGGGACACAGUUUACCAAUAACCCUUCCUUAUUUAGUUAAAUUAUUCAGUAUCUGUACCUGUUACAGUGUCUCACUGCAGCUAUUGAAUCGAGCACAAAGGUUUAAUUUAACUCUUAUAACAUAAAGAAAUGUUUGUAAAAAGUCAAAUACUAUUUCUAUAUUUAUAUUUCUAUAUUACACCAAUGAGCAUCUUAAAUGUAAAUAAACUGAUCAGCUACAGCAUGACUUAUUUUAAUGUUGUGAUUAAUCAAUGAAUGUUUAUGUCCUCUUAUGAAUAAGUUCAUUGUGAACUGUUAUUAAUGUGAUUCUCUAGCUAUUUUACAGUUAUUGCAGUAAAUCUACAAAUACACAGAUCAGCCACUUCACCAAAUUGAGUUACCUGUUUUAAUGUUGUGGCUGAUUGGUGUACAUCUAUUUCUGCUAGUUCAGAUAUCUACAGGAACUUGGAUUCCUUUAUACCUGCAGGUAGGUGGCGAUAACACACAGACGAAACCUACCCAGCAGCCAACCAGCGAGCUUGUUUACCUGCUCCUCAGGUAGGACUUGAGCAGGGGGCAGGGCCUCCCGGCAGCUAGGAGGGAUGCCUGUUGAGGGCGGAAGCAGCAGCGGCUCUGCUUCAGCAGCCCGCCACCCCAAGCAGAAACGCAAGGCUCACAGUUUGUCUAUCCGCCGCACCAACAGCACAGAGGACAGGCCCCUGGGCAUCCACAGAGGAGACAUGCUGGAGGGUCAGGACUCCAAACUGCCACUCUCUUUACGGAGCAAUCUUCUCGACCUUUUCGGACAAAUAGAGCGCGAGUUUGAAAAUCUGUACAUCGAAAACCUUGAAUUACGCCGGGAAAUCGACUCCUUGAAUGAGCGUCUGACCGGAGAUGGACAGACUGUUGAGGGAGGAGAUCCCACCAAGGGAGCCUUGAAAACAAAAGCCAGCCACAGCACCAGUCAACUGUCACAGAAGUUGAAGACGACCUACAAAGCCUCUACCAGCAAGAUUGUUUCCAGUUUCAAAGCCACCACAGGCUCCCGGGCCUUGUGCCAGCUGCUCAAGGAAUAUGUGGGUCACCGGGACGGGAUCUGGGACCUCAGUGUCACCCGCACUCAGCCGGUGGUCCUGGGCACUGCCUCUGCAGACCACUCAGCUCUGCUGUGGAGCAUAGAGACUGGGAAGUGUCUGCUGAGGUAUGCAGGUCAUGCUGGAUCAGUUAACUCCAUCAAGUUCCACCCCACAGAGCAGAUGGCCCUCACAGCCUCUGGAGACCAGACAGCUCACAUCUGGCGCUACAUGGUGCAGCUUCCUGCCCCCCAACCACCACCAGAUGCCCCAUGUGAUGAUGACCAGGACUCAUCAGACAGAGAGGAAGGAGAGGUGGAUGGAGAGGGACCCUGUGAGGUUCCCACUGUCCGGGUGGCCACGGCAACACUGAAGAGCCACCAGGGUGUAGUGAUUGCAGCUGAUUGGUUGGUUGGAGGCCGACAAGUGGUGACUGCUUCCUGGGAUCGUGCUGCCAACCUGUAUGAGGUGGAGACAUCUGAACUGGUUCAUACACUGACUGGCCAUGACCAGGAGCUGACCCACUGCUGCACCCACCCUACUCAGCGGCUGGUGGUCACUUCAUCCAGAGACACCACCUUCAGACUGUGGGACUUCAGAGACCCGUCCAUCCACUCUGUCAACGUCUUCCAGGGACAUACUGACACGGUGACGUCGGCUGUGUUCACGGUGGGCGACAAUGUGGUUUCGGGGAGCGAUGACCGCACUGUCAAGGUGUGGGAUUUGAAGAACAUGAGGUCGCCUAUAGCAACCAUCCGCACUGACUCGGCUGUGAACAGGAUCAGCGUCUCUGCCAACCAGAGGAUCAUCGCUCUGCCACACGACAAUCGACAAGUCCGGCUGUUUGACAUGAGUGGACAGAGGCUGGCCAGACUUCCACGCAGCAACAGAAUGGGUCACAGGCGUAUGGUGUGCUGCACAGCGUGGAACGAAGAGAACCAGUCGUGCAAUCUGUUCACCUGCGGCUUUGACCGACAGGCCAUCGGCUGGAACAUCAACAUCCCUGCACUGCUGCAGGAGAAGUGAAGCCACUGACACACAUAUACACACACACACACACAGAUCAGCAUCUAUUAUAUAUACACAAUAUGGAACAAACACACACUGUAAUCUGUGGACCUCGUACAUGCUCAUAUGAUUAAAGUGUUUACCCUGUGAAACAUGUUUUCUGUGAUGAGCUUCACAGCUUCUCAGCAGCUGGGCAAGAAGGUGUGAAAUUUAUUGUUCAUCACAGUCAGUGUAGUUGUUUUUUGUUUUUUUUUUGUGAGACAGCAUUGACUGAUAAGAGAGUUAGUAUUCAUAUUAUUAAUAUUCUGUCAUUGUGCACAUGUGCAGACUGUCUCCCGACAUCAAGUCCACCAUUUGAAAAUCCAGUGUGUACUAUGCCACAGAGCUGCUCCUCUGUAUUUGAGCCCCUCACUUACUGAGCAUGGAUUGUGAAUAGUGCCAGGCUCAUCCAUUCAUCUCUGGCCCUCUCUGUUGAAAAGACUAUAAAUCUGACUCCACAGUCACACGCUGCUCCUCACAUCACUGCUGUUUGGUUACUGCUGAAUGGAAGCUCUUGCAUGUAGAUAAACUAUGAUUACGAGGCCAGGACACUUUGUAGAAUAUGAUUUAAAGACAUUAUGUAUAUGCUGUAUGAAGGUGUGGCUAGGAUGUUGCUCAUUAAAGGGAUGGCUCAGGGUUUUUUUUUUGAUGUGUGGAUGCAUGAGGUAUUGAGGUAUGGUCAACACUGACCUCACGCAGCAUAAAGGCAGCAACAGAAGGAAAAACUAUUGUUAAGACUUGUCUCAUAAAAUCUAUUCCUGCUUAUGUUCGCCACUUAAUCCCAGUGUUUUUCAUUUUAGAUCAGGCCAAAGUCCAUAGAGAAAAUCCCUUAUGUAAAUCCAACCAAAGGAUUUCAAACAAUGAAGUCACAAUAUGUCCCUGUGGCAAGUGACAAGAUGGCAGCACCAGUGGAUUAACCAAUCCUGUUCACCAUGACAAAAAAUGGCAGAUUUUCAUUGUGGACUUAAGCGCAGGCAGUGAGCGCUUUACAAAUGUGCAUUUCCAGUCUUCGGGUGCCUUAACUGCAGGGGAAAAGUGACAAAUUGUGACAAAGUGGCAUUGUUGAGAUGACGUAGGACUUAAGCAGGUUUAUGUUUUAUUAGUCAAGCCUUUUUCUGUCCCUGCUGGCAGCCAUUUUAUUAGUGAGAGCAAGUGUCCAGCUCCCAGGCUGGUUCACGGAAACAGGUGCACUUCUUAAAAAAUCUGAGCUAUGCCUUUAAUGGAUUUCUGUCUGGGUAAAUAAACAGAAAAUCCACCUUUUUUUAAAGGUGAAACUUGGAGGCGAUAACAUAGAGUCUGUGAAAUGCUUUUAUUAUUUUUGUCAAGCUAGGAAUAUUUGUUAUUAUGGAGCCAAACAUAUCAUAUUCAGACCUGUGACUUGUGUCUUAAACGGUUUAAACGGGAUCCUGCUCUCCUGUCUGUUUUGACUUAUUAAUAGUCUUUGCCUUUUUACUUUUAAACGCUUUCAUUUCACAGCCAGCCUACGUCUAUAUUGAAGAUACCGCGACUCUGCCUUGUUCUGUAGGUUUUUAUUUUAUUUUAUUUUUUUUAUUGCUUUAUUCUGCCUUUCUGUCAGGAUGCAAUGUGUCAAGCAGAGCGUAGCAAUAAUUGGAAAACAACUGCACUUCUAUUACUCUGUGAAUGAAAAUGUGUUCAACAUAAUCAUAAUAAUGCCAUAUGAAAUAUUCGCCUGAGGCUGCAGCAGGUGUCUUGUUAUCACACAUCCAUCCUUUUCAGCCUGUUGCCAACUCUGUAUCGCUGUGUUUUGUGAUCUGGAGUGACUCAUUUCUGUGCUUCUAUGUCAUAUUAUCAAAAUAACUGAACCCUUCGCCUUGUAAGACGUUCUGUUAAAUAUUUUGCUGUAGAUGAAGCUUUCUGGUCUGUGACAACUUAAAACAGAAGCAAUAACCAUGCUCCUUGGUGUUUUCAGUCCUCAGAGUGUGAACCCCAUGUUGUUGUUGUUGUUUUUUCACUAAAUAUGACGUUCACACUGAAUCUGUUUGAAAGAUGACUGCAAAGUCAUUACUUGUUACACAUGUGCAAUAUCCUAAACAAUGAAGUCAUGCUGUUGUUUCUCACCUUCAGAUGUUUAAGGCGUCUCUGUGCUGUAAAUCCAAUGAUACUUGUUGUACCCGUGUAGCUGUAGCUCAGUAUACAUACUGUAGAUCCACAUUGGCUUCAGAUGACACUUCACUACCGUUUCUACCAACAAUAGGACCAGGAUCCUACUUUAAAGUAGCAUGAACUUAAAAAAUGAAUAAACGCCUUACCAUUGUAUUGAAAAGUGGUGCAUUCGCCUUAUCCACCUGAGCAUCGAUGUGCUUUUCCAAAUGCUUGUCAGACAGCUAAUCGUGUUCCACUGCAUAGGAUAUUUGCUGUUUCCUCAUGCAGGCAGCUCUGGCUCACACCCUUUGGUGUCUGUGUCAGUUUAAUCUCCAGGUAGAAAGAACAAGGGAUGUAUAAUUUGUGCCCCACAUAUGAAUCCUAACUCGGCUGAAAUCCGCAGUUGGGUCGAUGCAUUAAAUGACUAUGUGCUACAUUUGAGGAGGUAAAAAUGGUGACAGGCCUCAUGUCAUUGUGGUGAAUCAUCUUCGCCUCAAACUUCAUUACGUGAACUACUUACAUACUUUGUUGUGACGGGUACGUGCUCUCUGACACUUUCCAAUAAAAAAACGUGUGAUUUCCUC